Messenger RNA from Pygoscelis adeliae (Adelie penguin), 716 nucleotides. RefSeq names its product antigen-presenting glycoprotein CD1d-like. The annotation marks the transcript as partial. The record is from RefSeq and is a predicted model, not a curated record. Gene Ontology annotation, biological process: positive regulation of T cell mediated cytotoxicity; immune response; antigen processing and presentation, exogenous lipid antigen via MHC class Ib. Gene Ontology annotation, cellular component: external side of plasma membrane. Gene Ontology annotation, molecular function: exogenous lipid antigen binding; lipopeptide binding; endogenous lipid antigen binding. NCBI's taxonomy places the organism in Eukaryota, Metazoa, Chordata, Aves, Sphenisciformes, Spheniscidae. The transcript is spliced from 4 exons.
AUGCAGCCCCCUCACCUCCUCUUCUUCCUCUUUCUCCCCCUCCUCCUCCCUGGGAUGUGGGCAGACCCAGAGGAGCCGCAGGUUUUCCAGCUGCUCCAGACCAGCUUCUUGCCCAACGUCAGCUCUGCCGAGGUGUCCUUUGUGGCUUUCUUGGGGGACGUGCCCAUCUUUGCACUGGAUCCUGCCAGCUGGAACAUCCACUUCCACUGGCCCUGGGCCCGCCAGGCCUCAGCCGAGGGUGAUGUGGAGAAGCUCAAGUCCGACUCCAAACUCCUUCUGCGCAAUAUGAUCCGAUAUGUGCAUGAAACAGCCCAGCAGGCACAACUGGACUACCCAUUCGUGGUCCAGAUCCGUGUGGGCUGUGUGCUGCACCCCAAUAGGACAAGCUGGGGCUUCAUGGAUGUCGGGGCGGGCAGCAGAGACCUCAUAGCUUUUGAGGUGGAGAGGCAGCGCUGGGAGCCCCGGCAGCCAUCCCCGCUAGCAGAGCUGGUCAGCAAGUCCCUCAACAGCAAGAAGGCCAUCGCAGGGCUCCUGGAGCACCUCCUUUCCAUCUCCUGCCAGAGCUACAUCCUCACCCUGUGCAGGUACGGGAGGGCUGAUCUGGAGAGACAAGAGCCGCCCGUGGCCACGGUCUUUGCCCGCACACCCAGACCAGACCAGCUCCUGCUGGUUUGCCGCGUCACCGGCUUCUUACCACCGGCCAUCGGGGUGGACUG